Molecule: messenger RNA, 4594 nt
Organism: Cydia fagiglandana
Lineage: Eukaryota; Metazoa; Arthropoda; Insecta; Lepidoptera; Tortricidae
Product: spermine oxidase-like
Exons: 8
Coding region: 184-1584 (466 amino acids)
Molecular function (GO): polyamine oxidase activity
Source: RefSeq, a predicted model, not a curated record
UUCAGUGCCCUUUUCUUUCUUUCAACAAGUACUGAUUAGUAUCGUAAUUAGAUCUUAUCUUUUAAAACCCUAGAUUACUAAUUAUACACAACAUUUGCACUGCUGAUUAAUAUAAGUACAGUUUAUCAAAUCAGUGUCUUAUUAUCAGUGCUCGAAGCAAGUUUCAGUGAUUAAAGCUCAACCAUGGUGCACUAUGACACAAUAGUAAUCGGGCUCGGAGCAGCUGGUGUGACUGCUGCCACGACUCUGAUCAGAGCGGGGAGACGGGUGCUGGCGUUAGAGGCGCAGUCUCGUAUCGGAGGCAGAGUCCAUACUGUGCCUUUUGGCAAUGGACUUAUAGAAUUGGGCGCUGAAUGGAUCCACGGCAACCAGAAAAGCCGCGUCUUCGACCUGACCACCCAACACAACAUCACCACGGUACCUCAGAGCCUGAUCAUGGCACCGUUCCGGUCAGACGGUUCAGAAGUUGAUGCGGAACUGGUGAACGAGCUGUUGGAUAUAGCUCUGCACAUAGUUGACCAUCCGCCGGAUCAGCCUGAACCACUGGGGACUUUUAUUACUUACAAACUAAGAGAAUACAUCGCCGAGCAUAAGCCGGACCUUCUAAAAGACCAGGACUUCAUAACGGAAUUCCUCGAGUUCGCAAACCUGCUGACUAAUAACUAUGAGGCGUCCGACGAUUGGACGGAUGUGACGACGAUCAGCCGGUAUGAGGAGUUGGAGGGGCCACAGUUGAACAGCUGGCAUAGAUAUGGAUAUAGGACGUUCUUUGAGAUUAUGCUGAACACAUACAAAGACGGCCCAGGGCUCCCCAACUUGGACAUAAAGCUGAACACGGAAGUCAAGGUCAUCAGAACGCCGCAGCACCCCACCGAGCGCGUCACUGUCGAGUGCAGCGACGGCAGCUCAUACGAGGCCGAUAACGUCAUAGUCACCGUAUCCCUCGGGGUUCUCAAGGACAAGCAUACAACGCUAUUCUCCCCACCGCUAUCCAAAGAAAAACAAACAGCCAUAGAGAAAAUUAGCAUAGGAGUCAUGGACAAAGUCAUUCUAUCCUUCGACGAAAUCUGGUGGCCCCACCACACUUCGUUCUUUGCCUUCAUAUGGAAGGGAGACGACAAGAGGAGAGUGGGAAAGGAUGAUUAUUGGACCACGAGGAUAUAUGGGGCCAGUCGGCCUAUGGGGUCGAGUAAUUCGUUGACGCUGUGGACUAGCGGAAAUGUUGCUAAACAGGUUGAGACACUGCCAGAGGAAAUAGUGAAGACGAAAUGUGUAGAGCUGCUGCAGAAAUUCAUCGGGGACACAUUAAAAAUUACCGUGCCAACACCCACUGGCAUUAUAAGAUCAACCUGGCACUCGAACCCAUACACCCGCGGCAGCUACUCCUACGACAACCUCCUCACCCCGCAAUACCCCGAAGCCCGGGCGUGGCUCGGUACCCCAAUCCCAGACUCUUCGGGCGCCCCUCGCGUACUGUUUGCAGGGGAAGCGACCAAUCUAAACCACUUCAGUACGGUGCAUGGUGCGAGCGAGACAGGCUAUAGGGAGGCUAUGCGACUGUUGCCUCACACUAGUAAAAUAUAACUUCAAUGUAACAAGUCAAAAUGACAGAAGAUUGACAACUGUGUGGUAAAACCGGUAAAUAUGACCAUUUUGAUACGUGUAUGUUACACACAUUUUUACGGUACCUAAAUUACCGGUAAUCAUUUUAAAACUACGAAUACCGGUACUCAUUUGAAUUACUGAAGUAAAUACCGAUAAUGUUUUAAAGGUAUUUAAAUUAAUCAAAUUACCGGUAUUGAUUAUAUUGCUAACCACAGGUGCCAGCAAAGAUUUUAUAAUAAAAUACUUAUAACCAUAACGAUAACAUUUUUCUAGUCUAUACAAUUUAUACAUCUGUAUACAAAAAUUACCGGAUAAAACCUAUUUAAAAUACUGCUAUUGAGUUACGGCAGCAAGUGUACCAAAUUAACGGUAUUGAUAGCGAUAUUAAAAUUGUCGGUACCUACCCAUAUUAAUACCGAUAUUUUUACCGAUACUGUUUUUAAUGAUACUUAUACAAUUGCACUACUAGGAAAAUAUAUUUUUAUUGUAAGGAUGCCAUUUAUCUGCAUUUUAUACUUUAUCGAAUUGUUGAUACCGUUGAUAUAUUUUUUGUUAUUUUAAUAUCAUAUUUCUAUUUAGAAUUAAGCCGAAAUGACCUUUAAAUUUUGAAUAAAUAAUAGAGAGAAUUGAUACAUAUACAGGGUGAAAUUUAAUUCACUGGCCAAAUUGAAACACCCGAAAGAACUCGAAAAAAUAUUAAACACGUGUUUUUUCUUUUAAUACCGCUCAGUACUUUUUUUUCGAAAUAACUCAUCAUCAAGUUGUCCUAAAAACCUCGUACGUUAUGGUGAACCGACAACUACCCACACCCGCUUCUCUCUUAUCAGUUAAGGUCAUUGACACCCCGCCCCUCCCGCUGUUUGCAAUCGCGUCACCCAUUAUGAACCCUAUUGCAGCGAGAUAAGAAGACGCUUACCUACAUAAGUUGCUAAUUUUUCCUUCUCCUUUUCGUCAAAAUGCAAAGGCAACCCAUCUUUAAUCUAAAAUGUUAUUUCUGACAUUCUGACUAAUGAUUAUUAACAAAACGUCCGUGGCUUAAAAACAAUGAGUAAAAACUAGGUCAGGAAUCUUUGCAUUCAGGCGUAUUUAAAAAAUUGAAUCAACUUACGCAACUAACGAAAGCCGCACGAGAUGGUACUCUUGGAUUCAAUCCUUGUCUGCGAAGGCGUGGAACUGAUUCCAUUUCGUAUAAUCUUUGUGUACCACGUAAACACUCACCACUUAAUAAAUAACACCGUACCACUUCGUAAUAUUCCCGGUUCGAAAUCAUUUUUUUUUAACCUUAGUACGCGCGCGAUUACUUAUUAUUUUAAGGUUGGCGAGUGACGAGUGACUAAUCAUUUAUGCUUACCGUUAUGUUUACCGCUAGCACGGAAUGGUUUAGUUUAGACUACCCUCGAAAUUGAUAAACCUGCUUACCAUCGCCAACACUAACUAGGUGGACCCUAUUGCAACGAUUAUAAGGUUUAUUGAAGGUCAGAUAAGUGUUUUGCUGAUGUUGUUGUUAAAACCUACUAUUAGGUUUGUUUACAUUUGUGGUAAUAGGGUGACCACGACUCGUGGAAAAUAUUUAAAAAUUGAAAAAUGAAAAUUAAAAAAAAAUGUACUCUUUUUUUUCGCUAAAUAGAUUCCUUAAGUGUAACCUAGUGCCGGGAAUGAAUAUGGCCAGUGAUUUAAAUUUCACCCUGUAUAUUGUAUGUUCUGGCAAACGCACUGUCAGUAGAAAAAUGCGAAUAAUCAAAAUUUUUCUAUGGGAGCACCACCCUUCUACUGACGGAAAUGGCUUGCUAAACUAUAGUCAAAACUUGCCAAUAAUAAUCCAAUUUUAUAGUUUGUUUUUAUUAAAGGCUCAAAUAUAAUCCUCUCUGUUAUAUUGUCAAGUCGACUAACGUAUUUAAAAAUUUAUUAAUAGUAUAAUGAUUAAAUUAAUCGAAUUAAUUUUUAAUGUGGUUUUGUCAUUAAUUUAUUUAACUAUUGAUUUAUAUUUAGUAAUUAUUCGUAUUAUCUGUUGUAAAUUUAGUACCAAAAAUAGCUACCUAUACAGAAAGAAAUGUCAAAUAGAGUUUGACCAAAAAGUCUCCAGCGUUUUUGAUAGCCCACGCAGUGCAAGUGUUAUUUACACGUCAUAUUUUCAUAGAAGUUUGACGUUUAAAAUAACACUUGCACUGCGUGAGCUAUCAAAUCCACUGCAUACUUUUCUUGGUUUUACCAAUAGAGUUGUGUCGUGUAUGUAAUUUUUUAGCAUUAAUCCCACGUACAGUCAAAUCAUUUUAUUUCUGCACCAUUUUUUACCAUGUCACAGUGAAAAUCAAUAUGAAAGUCGCUAUCCGACCUCAUAUUACUAUUACUGUGACACACAGACAAAACAUCCUCCAGACUGAGCAUAGUCGCGCUACCCCCUCUGCCACGCAUACGGUAAUUUUACUCCACGUUCGAGUCGAAAGUGUCUUUGUGUCCGUGUCUUUGAACGGACCAAUCACGGCACGGGACUUCGCUCACCUUGUCCCGCGCACCCCCGCAUUUUUGGCAUCAUCGGUUGCAUGAAAUGAUUGCUCUAAACUCGGUAUAGAGGAUUCCUAGCCUAGAGGAUUCCUUCUAGAGGAUUGCUGUGUCAAGGUACUAAACGGUACUGAAAGUUAAUUUCUUGACCGUACCUACUUUUGGUGCUGGAUACUAUUUAAUCAGCCAACUUGCCAUUUUUCAGUCUAGAAUAAAAUUGAUUUCCAAAUGAAAUGUUUAAGGCCCCAGCACACAUUUGUUGAACUUGAGGCGUAUUCGGAUCUUAAUAACAGGUUACGAAUUUGAUCUAUCGUGACGUUUCUGGUUAAAGAAAUUCUUUAAAUAAGUGUACGCGUGAGUAAAGUGUGUUACUUGUAUUUGACCUAUAAAUGGAUUAUUUUAAAUCUAAACUUUUUAUUGCUUAUUUUAUGAAUGUUUAUGUAAGCCAAAUCUAUAAAACAUAUUUUCUCAGUGAUGCAAUAAAACGUUA